Messenger RNA from Amblyraja radiata (thorny skate), 1346 nucleotides. Its product is annotated as deoxyribonuclease-1-like. The record is from RefSeq and is a predicted model, not a curated record. The transcript has 9 exons. Lineage: Eukaryota; Metazoa; Chordata; Chondrichthyes; Rajiformes; Rajidae. The coding region runs from base 1 to 852 and encodes 283 amino acids. Gene Ontology annotation, biological process: DNA catabolic process. Gene Ontology annotation, cellular component: nucleus. Gene Ontology annotation, molecular function: DNA binding; deoxyribonuclease I activity.
AUGAGGUUGUUCCUGUUGCUAUGUGCACUGCUCUGUGCCUCCGUCUCCCUCUCUCUCCGCAUCUGCUCCUUCAACGUACAGACAUUUGGCAAAGCCAAGGCUGCCAAGGAAGAGGUGAUGGAGACUCUGGUCAAGAUUGUAUCCAGGUGUGACAUCUGCCUUCUGAUGGAGGUGCGGGAUUGCCAGGGGAAGGUGGUGCCUCAGUUCAUCUCCUUGCUCAACAGACAGGACCGCCAGGGCCUGUACACACACGUGGCCAGCGAGAGACUCGGCCGAUCGUCCUACAAGGAGCAAUAUGUCUUUGUAUACAGGUCGGAUAAGGUGAGGGUCCUUGCUGUGCAUCAGUACAAAGCCCAGGGGUCCCACGCCUUCCAUCGAGAGCCCACCGUUGUUUUAUUCUCCGCACCUAACACGGAGGUGAAAGAAUUUGCGCUGAUCCCACAGCACACCUGCCCAGGGGCUGCGGAAAGGGAAGUGGAUCAACUCUACGAUGUGGCCCAGUUCGUUCGAGGGCUGUGGAACACAGAGAACAUCAUGAUCCUGGGGGAUUUGAACGCUGGAUGCAGGUACAUCCGGUCGUGGGGAAGAAUCCGACUGCGGACACAACCGGGAUUUCACUGGCUGAUCGGAGACGGAGCCGACACGACGGUCUGCAGCUCCACCAGCUGCCCGUACGACAGAAUCAUUGUGCACGGAGCAGCGUUUUACCGAGCCAUCUCCCCGCGAUCGGCAAAGGUGUUUGAUUUCAGCCGGGCCUUUGGUCUGACGGAGCAGGAGGCACUGGCGGUCAGCGACCAUUUCCCAGUCGAGGUGGAGGUCAAGGAGAGACAGAGGGGACGUGACGAACUCUGACCCCCCCCCCCCCCACCCCCAAGAGACAACAACUUCACCCGAACACUACAGAGGCAAGGAACUGCAGAUGCUGGUUUACAGGGACAACAAGGCACAAAGUGCCGGAGUAACUCAGCGUCGCUGGAGAACAGGGAACGCUGCAAGAAACCUUCUCUCCUCACCUCACCCCUUUGUGUGUUUUCCUCUCUGGCCUUUAUCCAGCCAGCUGCCUGUACGGGUGAGGAGGGUUAUUGACCAGGGGGGAGGGAGAGGAGCCCAGCAAUGUGGACACAGAUGGAGGUCUAAGUUGGACGUUGGACAGAGAUGAAAAGACAGAAGGUGCAAGAUGAGGUGUGAACUGGGAAAGAUAGAAAGCCAAAGAACUGGAGACUCUAGUCUACAAAAAAAGAUUCAGAGUGCUGGAGUAACUCAGCGGGUCAGGCAGCAUCUGUGGAGAACAUGGAUAGGUGACAUUUCAGAGUGGCUGGAGUAACUCAGCAGGUGCAGCAGCAUCU